Messenger RNA from Monodelphis domestica (gray short-tailed opossum), 3364 nucleotides. Lineage: Eukaryota; Metazoa; Chordata; Mammalia; Didelphimorphia; Didelphidae. The record is from RefSeq and is a predicted model, not a curated record.
AGGUGGCGGGGCAGCUUCUUCCUUUCCCUAAUCCUUUUCUCCGCAUUCUCCUCCCCUGCUCGUUCUCAAUCUCUCUCUAGACCCGUAGGAGGCCCUGUUCCCGGGAGCGCGCACGCCGGCACCCGGAAGUCACGUCAUUUACUCGGAGUCCUCUCCUUUCCCGCGCGUGAAGCGGCUCAAGAAGAGCACUGCUCCCGGGGCCCAGGGCUUGACCGGGCUCAUGUGGACGCUGCUUUCCGCCGCGGGCUCAGCCCGAGGGGACUCUUAUCGACUUUUGGUUGAUGUUGAUUAUGUUGUUGGAAGAAAAAAUUGUGGAAUUCUACUUGAAGACGACCAGUCAAUCAGUAGAAAUCAUGCUUUGCUGACUGUCAGACAUUCUGUGACCAACCUGAGUCAGGCUUCUGAAAUCCCUAUGUUGACAAUAAAAGAUAAUUCUAAAUAUGGUACAUUUAUUAAUGAAGAAAAAAUGCAGAAUGGGAUUCCACUACCUUUAAAGACAGGAGAUAGAGUUACCUUUGGAGUCUUUGAAAGCAAAUUUAAAGUGGAAUAUGAACCAUUGGUUGCAUGUCCUUCUUGUUUAGAUGUGUCUGGAAAAACUGUUUUAAAUCAAGCUGUUUUACAACUUGGAGGACUUAUUGUAAACAACUGGACAGAAGAAUGUACUCACCUUGUCAUGGUGUCAGUUAAAGUUACUAUUAAAACGAUAUGCGCUCUGAUUUGUGGUCGUCCUAUUGUAAAACCAGAUUAUUUUACUGAGUUUCUCAAAGCCAUUCGGACAAAGAAACGGCCUCCAAAACUUGAAAGUUUUUAUCCUCCCAUUGAUGAACCUGCUAUAAAUAAUGAAAACCUGGAUCUAUCAAGUCGUAAGGAAAGAAAACAAAUAUUCAGUGGGAAAACCUUUAUAUUUUUAAAUGCCAAACAGCAUAAGAAAUUGAGUCCAGCAAUUCUUCUUGGAGGUGGAGAAGCUAAAUUGGCAACAGAAGAAGAUAAAGAAGCUGCUACUUCUUUUUUAACUCCUGGAACAUGUGUUGUUGAUGCAGGAUUAACAAAUUCACAGGCUCUAGUGCCUGAUUCUGUGAGAAUCUGGAUUCGUUCAAUAAUGGAUAUGCUUCAAAGCCACCAUCUUAGAGCCAUCCCUGAAGCAGAAAUUGGAUUAGCAGUUAUUUUCAUGUCCACAGAGACUUACUGCAAUUCUGGUACAGGAUUGGCUCUAUCUCCAAGGCCGCCAAGUCUUUCUCAAAACAAAAUGGUAAAUGAAACCUUAAUGCCUGGUGCCACAAUGAAUAUCACUGCAGGUAUUCCUGACACAGAAUCAGAACAGGAAAAUACUUGCUUGGAUUUAAGUGAAAGUCCAAAAGAGAAUGAAACUCCUCAAGUGGAACAAAGAUCCAAAGUAUUUUCACAAGAAAUGUUCACUGUAAAAGAGAUUCCCAACACAAAUUGUAGUGUUAAUUUGGGAACAAAGCCACUUAAUCAGACUUCAAUAAAAACCCCAAACAGUCAACUGUCUCCAAGUAAAAUUUCAAGAAAAAGGAAAGAACAGGCUUCUCAAGAACAACAGACUAACUCCAUUAAAAAUUAUUUCCAAUCAGUUUCAAAGAAAAGGGAAAGGAAUGAAGAAGAACAAGAAGAAUCUGUAUCCAAAUCUUCAAGGGUAGAGCUGUCUUGCUCUCUUUUAGACCAAACCCAACCCACUACUUCCUCAGCAUGGAGAAACCAGGAACAACACCAAACCCAGAAAGGACUCAAUAUGUUGAACAAAAAAACAGAUGAAACAUAUAGAAACACUAAUCUAAAACUUAAUGAAAAUAGUCCUGUUGAUGAACUUUUUAAAUCCAACUCAAGAAAGAGGAAAGAACUGGAUGAUGUAGCUAUGGAAAAUGAGCAUUUACAUCAGGGGACAGAACAAGAACAAGAGGUUGAAAUCGGAGUUCAAAGACCAGUGAAUGGAAUCAGUUUAGGAAAAAAACUGAGACUUGAUAUAAGAAAAAAUGAUUCUGAAGAUAAUGAACCAACUCAAGAGAGUUGCAAAAUAGUUCAAGAAAAUGAACCAGGAAAGAAAUGUGAAGUUGAGCACAAAACAUUUUCUUCUGAAAAAGAACAGAAUGAUAAACUUCAAGAUAGUUGUGAGAGGCUUCCCAAGAACCUUUUAUUGACUGAAUUUAGAUCACUGGUGGUUAGUCAUUCUGGAUCCAGAAAUGCAUCCAUUAUAAGAAAUGAUUAUGGACAACUAAACAACUUUAAGAAAUUUAAAAAGGUAGCUUAUCCUGGAGCAGGAAAACUUCCAUCCAUCAUUGGAGGAUCAGACCUAAUAGCUCAUCAUGCUAGAAAGAAUGCAGAAUUAGAAGAGUGGCUAAGACAAGAAAUAGAGGUACAGAACAAACAUGCAAAAGAAGAAUCUCUUGCUGAUGAUCUAUUUAGAUACAAUCCUAAUGUAAGAAAGAGAAGAUAACUGAAGUGUUAAAUAAAGAAGCAAUCACAUGGCAAGCAUUAAUCUGAAUGUAUACAUAGUUAUAAUAUACAGAAGAGAUUUCAAUAGCAGAUGUUUUAUAACUUAAAUUCAUCAUUAAAUGAAAUACCUCCCCAAAAUGCAUCUCUUUCAUGUGAAAUAAUUUGUUUCAGUUUCAAAUUUUCCAGGAACUUCCCUCCCCCUCCCAAAGGUGACAGUUGUCAGUUCAGCAAUUAUACUGGUCUCUUCGAUCAGUUAUGUGGGCCAGCCUUAGCAGGUGAGCUUUCCACACAGAUUAUACAGCCUUCCAGGUGUGUGUAAGCUUUGCUGCCUGGCCUGUCUUUAUCAAGUUUCCUAGAUAUCAAAACAUCUCAUAAGGAAGAUAAAAUUCAAGCUUGUAUAGAUUAUGUGUCCUGCUUAUAUUGAAGUAUAAGAGGCUCACCCAAAUUAAGGAUAGAAAUAAAUUUUAGACCAGAAAGGGAUAUCUAAAAGAUUAUGUCAUUCAGCUUCUUAAUUUUAAAAAUUUAGAAAUCAACAUAGCAUAUGACAACUGGACCUUGUAUUCAGAGGUCCUAACUUCAAGUCCAGUGUUCUUUACUAUCUGCUCUUUUAACUAAUUCAUUUCAAUUCACAGUUGAUGAUUUGGCUAGCCAUACACUCCCCAUUUAAGAUGUUACUUGAGUAGCCCUUAUUACAUCACUUCCACCCAGUUGGCUUUCCCAGACACCUAAGACCUAUUUGUCAUGGAUUUUUGUUUUUAUUGUCUCUGAUAAGUUACAACUUACUCAUAAAAUCGCCCAAAGUUUUAUUUAGUAUAAGAAAUAGAAAAGUAUCCAAAUGUAUUUUUUAAUGGUAUUUUGUGACUGGGAGUCUGCUUAUAAAUUGACCUAUUAAAAUUUAAAUAUAAGUAUACAG